GCAAACAUAAAAUAUCUGUCAGUCGAUAGAGGCAAGAUAUUAGCUAGAAACCGACUUCAAGCUGAAGUAUCGAAAAUGCCAUACUUUGUGCUAUAUCUUAAUGUUCUUAAGUUGUUAAUAAUUUGAUCUGUAACGGCAGUUUUUCCCCGGAAAUGCCUAAUUCACUGAUCGUUAUACGCACGUGGCACAAUCUAUCCUCAGUAUCCUGUCGACCGUUAGAUUUUCGACAAUUAUUUUUAUUGUUUUGAUAACUAGAACCAGCUUUACAAUUAUGGAUAUUGCACACGCUCUGUACGGCUAUCCAGAGCUGUUCUGUAACGACACACUAUGCUGGAGAAGAAUACGAUUGAUCAAAUUCAUAUUCUGCACGAUCUUCUUGGCUGUAUUUGACAUAGUCACUGAUGUCAUAUUUAUAGUCAACUUAUGGCUGGAUCAGAAAUGUGGCUUAGCCGUGCCGUUAUUGCUUGCGAUAUCAUCGGUUCCGUUGCUUCCCAUUGUGGCAUCCUUGAUUAAACAGAGUUUCGCGUGGCAUCACCAGUGGGCACCGGCUUCUUCUUUGAAUUGGCGGCUCGCUCGACAGUUGCUGGUAAAAAGCGAACUGGGCGUACUGGCUACCAAAGACGGGGAAAGAUUUGCUAUUGAAGAGCCUCUGCCCUGUCGUAAUAAGGGCGUAUGUUGGCUACUGGAAGUUUUUCCCAUAAAUUUUGUGCGACGUGGUAUUCUGUUUUGGCAAGCCUGGAAAACCGGAAUGCAGACAGCUGAAAGCAUGCAAAACGGACGGAAAACGUUUAUCGAAAAUUAUUCCAGCGCUAGCGACAUCGAAUUUCAAGAUCUGCAUCUGCAACGAAUCCAUUUAACGGAGAUCAAAUACGAAGUCUGCUUGCAGGCAAAAAUUCUGCUGUUGCUGACCGUGUUGGGAGUGACCUCGCCGCCGACAGCAGCAUACAUUGCACUGACGUCAUCGGUGCUGUCCAUUAUUCUGGGAUUUUGUUCAUAUGCCAAACUACCGGGGAAAUGUGCAUUUAACACGCAGAUCUUUUUGGAAAAGCAGUGCAUCAGUGAACAAGAGGCACAUAAGUUGCUCUUGUCAAAUAUUGUAAUCGCGCAUGGGGUCGCUGUUAAUACGGUUUUUAUGUUUUUCUUUCCGGUGUUCAUAACGUACUUGACUAUCUACAACUGGCACAUUUCGCUGGGAUGGGCGGUAAUGCAGUCGUGUAUACUUCUGGCUGCUUUAAUUAUCUGCUACACUUACAUGAACAUCCGUAAGUAUACCGCUGCUCACGAGGGACAAAAAGGCUGGAAGUACCGACUGAGCUCAUUCUGCACGCAGUGCAGUGAAGUCUGCAUUUUGAUUGGCUAUUUUCUGUUGGUGCAAAUGGGGACCACGUUAACACUUCUGGGAAUGCUGAUACUGUUCAUGUUCUUGAUAGUGGGAUUUUUUAUUUUUCUUGCGACCUAUUACGCAAAACGGGAUGUGGAAUGGAAGAGGGAGCUGCGAUGUCCCAACUCGUCUACGAAGCCCACUGCGUUGUCCGAUACGAUACUCUGGUUUACCGCGUGGCCCGGGAUUAUAGCGUUGUUGUGCUUGGCCGUUGUUCUCGGCAACAGCAUUUCGAUUUUGUCUCGAACUGCUUGGCGACGCCUAAAUAAGAAAGCGGAACGCUUACGCCAGUAUUUCAGGUUUUCCAACAUGGUGCUCUCCGUGCUUGAAUUGCCGGCAUAUGUCAGUUGGCGUCAUCGUCGGAGAUGCGAGAAAUGUUCAGCUUUUCAGAAGCGUUAUUGCAAUCGACGACCUUGUUGGCUCUGCGAAUGGAUAUGGUGCGACACUUAUGAUUCGUCUCAUAGACUGAAAACUGCGCCUGAAAACCAUGAAUUGCUCCGGGGUUGUAAACCGGUACCGUUUUUAGAGGAAACUCAGCAUAACGAUAAUGCAACCAAUCUGAUAAAACUGCUUGUUGGAUUCGCCGAUACAACCACGGGUGACUGGCUGUUGUGCAGCAACCAUGCAGCAGAAGUUACGCACAGAAGAGCAGAACAGAAUAAUUUUACAGAGACAGUUACCAUGGCCGGUAUAACCGUCAAUGCUGUUAAUACAGAGAGCAACGAUAGGACGCUCGAAUUGUCCGUCACAAAUCCCCGGCACACAUUCCGAACGCGUCUCUCUGAAUUGCAUUUAUUCUUAAGAGAAUUAUAUUCCGAUAAGCUCUUGAACAAGGAACUCCCGCGGCAGCUGUUUUUCAAGUCAGAACUGUACGACAGAAAAAUCACAGCUCUUGAGGAUCAUGACCUUUAUAUGGCAGAAGUCGAAGCGGUCAGGAACGCGCAUUCCUCGUGUGGAAAAAAUUGCGUGCUGAAACCAAACGGUGCAGCGCGUUCCAGUCCACUAAAAUUUAAUUUACAACCAAAAGGCCUCGAGGCUGUUGAAUGGAUCUUAGAUAGAGAACAAGCCGAUGGACGAUUCAUCCCCGAUCCUUUAGACUAUGCCUUUUUUAACGGAUCUAGUGUAUCUUCCUUACCGGCGAACCCAGAUAUAGAGUGUGAAACUGCGCGGGAAUGCCCGCUAAAUGCGACCGAAAAUGCAACCACUGUUUAAACGAUUACGAGGACCUCUAUCGAUCACCAUAAUGUGCCCGUAACGCUAUCACAGUCCAACUCGAGACAUGCACAAUUUCUGCCAUAACCUAAGCAGAAGCCUAUGCGCAUUUGCACGGCAAGAAAGCUUAAGGCGAAAAUUAAGGAAAAUGCAGCACCAUGUGGAUUCUCGAGAAUAUUAUUCGAGUUACGCCGAUGCAAGAAAGUUCGGUCCAUCUUAUACGGUUUUAAAACGCUGUUUUUGUUGUUAGCAACUUGCAGCAAGGACAUUGACCGGCGUGGUAUUUGUUACCGUUCCUCGCAACGGGCGGGCGGGCAUAUACAAGUUAUACAGUGCAAGCUGCACAACAUAUUUCGAAGUAUUGCGGGUACCGUGGAUGAUCAGAUGCGAUCGAAAUCUAACAACCUUGCUACAGAAGAUAAAGAAAGUGCAAAAACACACCUAUGUGUUGUAUGUAAACUGUACAGUGUACGGUUUCUGAUAUUCAUAAUUUAAGAAACUGCGACCAGGGUUUUACCUCGAUGUACGUUGUACUUCCGAAAAGGUAUAAGAAAAUGACAGGAAAACUUCCAACCUGUGCACUACAUGGUACUACUACCAAUUUAAUCAGCAAAAUGUCCGCUCGCCUUGUUUUUUCUCGAUCGCUAUGGCUAGCUUUCUUUAUUUACAUCCAUGUAGAGAGUAGCCAGGGAUCACCAGCCAACGACAGACCGCUUAUCAUUACUAUUAAAUUGGUCCCAUCCAUGAAAAAUAUGAACUCAAGGCUGGAUUCAUCCAAGAUGGCUGCUGUGCAUUCUGUGCUUUAAAAAAUGGGUCAAUUAAGGCUUAUCUAGCUGUUUUGGAUAAGGGUUUUGGGGGGUCCUACUGCGACUACCCGUCAACUAGCAACUUUUUAGUUCUUAAUCUGGAUUCUGAAUAUUCUACUCUUGGAGUGAUCCUAGCAAUCCGAGCCUGAUAAGCGAAGUUGUUUUAUGUGAAUCGCCAUGUGAUACAAAUUGGGCCUUCGACAAUGUUACUUGGGGGGAAUUUAUAUGAACCCCAAGUAAUGUGGGUACGUCGUUUCCUCGUUGAACGGUCUCGUUCUUAUGUUCCCUAGAGCUCUUGUUCUGCCUGUGUGCUUCAAUUUUGUAGCGUCCACAUGCCGUCGCAGUUGUUUUCUUGCUCUGGUUGUGGCAAGCAGCUACGAGGAUGGGAAACCACAAGAACGCUUGCCCAAAAACGCUGUCCACGACUAUGGAGAAAAUCCCCGUCACACUUUCCACGACCGACAAUUCCUCCGUACCUGCACCCACGCCCCCAGCAGAACCCUUUCGUCCAUCGAAGGAACGAAUCAUGCGGCGAAUCCCACAUGGAGCAAGGCCUGCCGCCAGGGCGUCGCUGUUGAAAGCUCUCCAGCAGGUCGCCACCAAUAAUGACAGCAACUCUCUCCGCCAGCCCGUAAAGAGCAAGUCCGGACAUUCAGCGUCCCUAGCGUCCACGGUCAAGCAGAACAUCGGGAUUUUUGAUAGCGGAGCCGCAGUCCCUCCUACACCUUCGCCGCCCGCCAGGAAGAAGCGUACAGACCAGGACGAUCUUGUGCGCAGGGUUGGGCAAAAAAUUGACGACGGCUCAAUUUCGGGGGCAAUGAGAAUCGUUAUGUCGACUGACGCUGUCCUUCGACCGACUCCCGACGUUCUAGCAGAACUCCGUGAAAAGCACCCCGAGAGCGACCCACCCCUUGUAGUUCGCUCCGAUCCGCCCCCUCAAGAGGCCGCCCGCAUUACUCGGGAAGAAGUCUUCGCUGCCGUUCACAGCUUCCCAAAGGGAUCUGCCGCGGGGCCGGAUGGGUUAAGACCGCAGCACCUUGCAGAUUUGGUCGGAGCCAAGCUGGAUGCCCACUCCGCCCCCCUGUGCGACGCUCUGGCGACCGUCAUGAGCAUCGCCGUCGACGGAAACAUUCCCGCUGAAAUACGCCCUGCAUUUUUUGGUGGCAAACUGAUCGCCUUAAGAAAGAAGGAAGGCGGGUUGCGCCCCAUCGCGAUUGGGAUGAUCCUCCGCCGGUUGACAGCUAAGAUAAUUUGCACCCGACUAAAAGACCGUUCAGCAGCCAUUUUGUCUCCGCAACAAUUGGGAGUGAACGUGCGCGGUGGAGCAGAAGCGAUUGUUCACGCGACCAGGAAAUUUCUCGAAUCCACUGGCGACACGACCAAGGUUGUUCUCAAGGUGGAUUUAAAAAACGCUUUCAACACCUUGUCUCGUGAAGCCGUUUUGACCGCAGCGAAAGAGCGCUUUCCAGAGUAUAGCGAUUUUCUCACCGCCGCCUACGGCCAUCACUCAACCCUCUUCGUGGACGACCUGACAUUAUCGUCGGAAUCCGGUGUCCAACAGGGCGACCCACUAGGCCCGCUGCUGUUCAGCCUCGCAUUGCACCCACUGGUAUCCUCGUUGAACACCGAACUCAACGCAUGGUUCUUGGACGACGGGACCAUGGGCGGAGCUCCGGCGACAGUGGCGGAUUGUUUCAGCCGGAUAACUGAACGCGCUCGUGCUAUCGGACUGCAGGUCAAUGAAGCCAAAUGUGAACUAUUUGUUUUUGGUGGAACACUUGAUUCGCAGCGAAAUGUCACAGCGGAAUUCAUUGACCGUUUCCCGCGAUUGCGCAUUUUGUCGGCGUCUACCCUGUCCCUGCUUGGCGCGCCUGUUCUGGAUGAAGCAAUUGGCCCGCUACUCAUUGAGAAAGCCAGCACCUUGAAGGUGGUGUGCGAACGGCUCCAGCUGCUUUCCAGCCACCAAGCACUGUUCCUACUGCAGAACUGUCUCGGCGCCCCGAAAAUCAUUUAUAUGUUGCGGUGCUGUAAUGCAUGGAAAUAUCCCGCCCUGCUAUAUCAGCUGGAUGAAACGAUGCGCGAUUGUUUCCAGAAUCUGUCAAACGUACGAACCAACCACAACGACUACCCGCCUUGGCGUCAGGCAACCCUCCCGGUUAGCAGAGGUGGAAUUGGCAUUCGUCGGUCGGAAGAAUUAUCUUUACCAGCCUUCUUGGCUUCGAUUCAUUCCGUAUCCGGCUUGCUCUCUUCAUUACUGCCUGACCACGGUGUUGUCGAUGUUUCUGGUGCAGUGGAGUCAUGGAAACUGAAAGCCCGCCAGCCUGAGAUUCCUGAGUUAGCAUACCGGAAGUCCCAAAAGGCUUGGGACUUGCCAUUAUGCAAUGUUUCCCUCUCCUCCCUGCUCGAGGUGUUUCAGGGUGACGAGAUAAGUACAGCGCGCCUGCUUGCUCAGUCCAGACCUGAAUCCGGGAUCUGGUUGAACGCCCUGCCAUCCGCUCACAUUGGUAACCUGCUGGGCGACGACGAAUUGAAGAUCAGCGUUGGUCUCCGCCUCGGCGCCACGAUCUGUGAACCUCACGACUGCGUCAAAUGUCUCAAACCCGUGGAUGGUUACGGUCACCACGGGCUGUCAUGUGUUUUCUCCGCCGGAAGGCAUCCUCGCCACGGCGGGCUUAACAGCAUCAUCUGCGUGUCCGCCGGUGUGCCCGCAAAACUGGAGCCGCGUGGAACCUCUCACACUACGGAACGCCGCCCGGACGGUUGCACGACAUUUGCAUGGAAACGCGGGCUGUGUCUCGCAUGGGACGUGACAUGUGUAGACACGGUUGCGCUGUCACAUGUCAAAGCAACUUCGACCACAGUGGGAGCGGCCGCCGUGCAAGCUGAGGAUAAGAAAUCCAGACUCUAUAUUUACCUAGCUGGCCGUUACCUAUUCGUUCCAAUAGCCUUUGAAACCAUGGGCCCAUGGGGACCGUCAGCAAUCGCAUUUAUCAAAGAACUGGGGAAGAGACUUCAGCAGCAAACUGGCGAAGCACGCUCGCAUGAAUUUUUAAGACAGCGCUUGUCGAUAGAGAUUCAGCGGGGUAACGCGGCGUCAGUGCUUGGCACGAUGGAAGGGCUGGAUAAAUUAAAUGAGAUUUUCUUGUUGUAGUUUGCAUGUUUCUUUCUUUACUUUGCCCCCAAGAAACGCCGUACGUGAUAGAGUGCGACGACUAUUCGAUUCCCAGUAACUAUAUUCCAGUUAAUGAAACCGAAAGAGGGAGUCCAAAUACUUAAGUAUAUUCAAGGCUUUCUUGUGGAUCUGCUGAAAGCGCUUGCCGACAAAGGAAAUUUCCGCUAUGCGAUCCGUUUAGUCAACGACAGAGGUCUCAAACGGCAUUUUGCCUACGGCAUCAAACAUGGAGGUACGGACUACCGCCUGCAUUUACUGAACUGGAAAACACUCGUACAAGAACAGCACUAAUAGUGCUAUAUCUUCUAUAUCUUUUACACAGUUAAAUUAUCGAUAUAAAUACCGGAAAAUCUAAAUAGCGAGUUUCCGGCCAACUGCAACUGAAAUUGCACUUUCAGUGGGAUAGACGGGAUUGAUAAGUGAACUGAUAAGGAAGAAAGCUGACCUUGCUUUGGCGCCUUUUACUGUAACGGAAGAAAGAACCGAAGUUGUUGAUUUUACCUCACCAUUUUUGGAUAAUGGCCUCGCCAUUCUCUACAAGAAACCAACAGUAAAUGCGGAAGGGAAAUUACUACUUCCUUUCGCCAACGCGGACGAACUGUCGAAACAAACGGCCAUCACAUAUGGGAUCACUGAAGGUGGCGCAACAUGGAAUUUUUUCAAUAACAGCCAAGCUGAACCAUACAAAAGAAUGUGGACAUCCAUGAAUGCCCAUCCAGGGCAGUCAUUUUUGGAUGAAUACGAGCAGGGCAUUCGGCGAGUUCAGGUUCGGAAUGGGAGUUUCGCUUUUAUCAUGGAUAAGCUAGCGGCGGAACAUACUACGGGCCGCGCAUGCGAUACUAUGGUUAUCGGGUUUGGUGAAAACUGGAAUUCCAUCAUAAAAGGUAGCAGCCUGGCCCUUCCGCUGUCUUCUCCGUGGACUAUAGGUAUAGGAUAUAGGUAGCACUACCUAUGACAAAUGGCGCUCCUGGUCAGAACAAUGUGCCAACCUGACGGUGGCUGUGGUUUUGCCCCAGCCGAAUUUGGGUCGCCGACGCCGACAGGGUUUCAGUCGGUUCCUGAAGCAACGAAGCGGCAUGCGGCCGCAUAUGAUGGUUAUUCUGCCUGUGGAUGGACGCAGGAAAAAAGAGCUGGCAGCUCUUGGAAAAGAGAAAGAGCACUACAAGGCGGCCGCAACUCAAUUCGAGCGAGAACGGAAUUUCUAUAAAAGGGUGGCUGAAAGAAGUCGAGCGCUUCUUCAGGAAAUGCAGACUAGCGCAACCCCUUCAAGUCCUGUUUCCACUCAUUGCGCGAAGCAAGUAACAACAGGGUAUUUCCCUGUUUCGCCACAACGUGCUAAGCGCACAUCUCCACCCCAGCCCCUGCAGAGCACAGUUGUGUCUGCAAUGGCAUCUGGUGCCAUUUACCGCGCAGGUUUACUGCAGCAGACCGGCCCAAAGCAACCUGUGGUGCCGGAGAGCCGCGGUAGUCAGGGCCGUCUGAUUAUCUUGCCGGCAACAAUGUCAGAGGAAGCCAUUUCUGCCUGGCCUCCGGCUGAAACAGAUGACAUUUCUGACAGUGUCAUAGCCAGAACCGACUGCAUCAUCCAUUCACCUGGAUUGAAAAUGGUACCUGUCAGUGUACCAUUCACGGAUUUCCGGACGCUUGAUUUGGCAGCGGAGCUUCAACGGACAGCUGCUGGCAGGUCAGUACGUUUCCAACCUUAUAUCCGCCCCCAUGCGAGGGCAACACCGACUGUUGCUCGAGGGGCGACUGUGACAAAAAACGCCCUGCAGCAGUAACCCGGAGAUUUACUGCUGCUUACGGAAGCCAAAUCCCUCCGAUUUCGGAGGAGGCCAAGGCGGAGUGGAACCGCCUCCUCCUCGGAAGCUCGACCACGAUGCGGAAUAUUCCUGCAACGCCCAUGGCGGACGUGGAAACUGCGCCUGCGUGGUGCAGGGUGUGGAAGGAUCCGGAUAAGGUGCCGUCUGUCAGCGGCACUGUAAAAGGGCCACAAGAGGCCCUUGACACCGUCCUGCUACCAGCCACCAUCGUCCUAGUAGGAUGCCAGUAGGACGCACAUACUUGCCCGAAAGAAGCGAUACCCUUUUUUUGAUCAGUUUUUGUUAAGAGCAUCUGAUACUCUUUGUGCUUUGUUUUCUCACGGGCUGAGGGCAGCCCUUGUUGGGAGGAGGGGCAUGUGUCACGGUGUAUACUGUAACCGCCCAUGAUGGCGAUUAGCUAUGGAAGUGCCCCUGUUAAUGGAUUUUCUACUGGAAUAUCAGUGUCUUUGAUCUUGAAUUAUCCAUUUUUAUGUAUU
Molecule: messenger RNA, 8870 nt
Organism: Paramacrobiotus metropolitanus
Lineage: Eukaryota; Metazoa; Tardigrada; Eutardigrada; Parachela; Macrobiotidae
Exons: 10
Coding region: 3782-6550 (922 amino acids)
Source: RefSeq, a predicted model, not a curated record